This is a messenger RNA of Cercospora beticola, 1340 nucleotides long. The record is from RefSeq and is a predicted model, not a curated record. Lineage: Eukaryota; Fungi; Ascomycota; Dothideomycetes; Mycosphaerellales; Mycosphaerellaceae.
AUGGCGCCCUCACUACAUAGACUUCUCCGGAAGACUUCUCUUCCGGCAGUGAAGACUGAAGAAGUUGAACUGACCAGCUUGCAGCGCUCCAACAGCGACGAAGCCCUCAGUCGACUCCGAGAAGACACACUCCGUCAAAUUCGCGCCGCCAACCUUGCCGCCGGCAAACGCCAGCCACUCUCUGGACUUCCAAGACCAGAGCCCGUCGAAGUUCGUCAACUCGAUCGCUCUGUCAGAAGCAGCUCCAAUCGCCAACCACUCUCCGAACUUCCAGUACCAGAGCCCGUCGAAGUUCGUCAACUCGAUCGCUCCGUGAGAAGAAGCUCCAAUCGCCGGCCUCCGCUCCCGCUCGUCGAGAGCAGCAAGAGACGCCCAUCUCCAGACACCCCAUUGAUCGUCGACAACUAUCGACUCGAUCGUUCCGGUGGAAGAAGCUCCAACCCGCCAGAUCCACUCAAGAACAAAGGCAAGCUUCAAGUGCCGAAGUUUGCUCUUCCGCCGCCACAGAAACCACUGAGUUCUCGCGUCACCAAGCGUGAUCCAAUCUCGGACCGCGACCUUUUCGAGUUGUCCAUAGGCGAAACUGGAAGAGAUCCGCCACCAAAGACGAAGCGCACACAGACGGCGACAAUAUGGCCAAGCCACUCGAAGAAGACAAGACAGUCGAGACGGAGAACUCGAGCCGCCGCAUCACCAGAUAUGGCGGGNCACAGCAAGAAGAGCUCGACGACGUGAGCGCACGCGAUUUCGCCUUGAAGCCGCGCAAUGACGCGCUCCAAGUUCCAGCAUUGAACAUCAGAAAGGUUGGCAAAGGCGACAAGAGCCCAACUCGCAUCCCAUCGCCUCGCUCUGCAUCUCGCUCCCCAGCCGAAGACUUGCCUGUCCCGCCACAGACGGCCGAGAACAUGCGCCGUAUCUCCCCAGACGCACUCACCGACCCAGAGUACACUCACCAGCCAAAGAGCACCCCAUCACCAGCUCCAAGCGACUCAUCAGACUCCAAGCAAAAGGAGAGCAUCCCCCCACCGCCACCUCCAAAAGACCCAGUCGGCCCCACCAAACACCCAAAGAGCGCCGCUCUACCACCAGCUCCAACCGACACCAGCUCCUCCUCGUCCCUAACCUCCAAAGCCGUCAAGAAAUUCGGCUUCCACACCAAACAGCGCGCCGCAGCAGCAGAAGCUCGUGCCGAGAAGCCCGCUUCACUAAACACCAAACCCUUCAUCCCCAAGAACGUCCCCGUCUUCGUUCGUCCUCCAGUCUACAACCCCAACCUCCCCGAUGGUCUGCAGUGGUGCGAAGCUGGGAAGAUGAGUAGCAGAGCGGCUGUGCCGUGGUAA